CACAACAGAAACAAAUUGCCCUAAAACUUUCCCCUACGGUACUUCCAGUGCUUCGCUGAAACAGUUAUCAUCUGUGAAAAGAAUAUCAUACYAACAGCAAGCGACAAGACAAUCCAAUCCAAGAACCUCGCACUCGCUCUGUGGCGUGCACGGAGGGAGCAACUAGCAACCUGCAACCGACGAAUGACUAUCGUGUAUGAACAAGUCGCUGUCGUCCCCUCUGCACAAUGGCUAAGAAAUCGACAACACCUAACCUCCGGGCAAAGAACGAAAGCGAUCGACGACUGUUGGUAGCGGCUACCGAAGGAGACRCGCCCUUCCUAGAAUCGAUCUGUCGUGCYAGUAACAGCAARCAUCCUGGUAAUGGCGAGAGCCUCUUGAGGAAUGCGGUKUGCGUGAGCGGUUGCCAUUUGCUUCACUGGGCAGCUGGUAGCAACCAAGUGGCCGUCCUCGAGUAUCUGUUGUCGCCACGCGAAAACACGAACUCGUCGUCGGCAGAUGAAAACCAAGAGAAAAGUGAAAGUGAAACGACAACAACCAUCGAAAAAGACAACCAUUCCAUAACCAGCGAUGGGUGCUCUGGUCGGAGCACCGUCGGCAGCCCUUCUGCUAUAUUCCACGACACGCCUUCCCACCGUGCCAUCGAUCUCCCCGUCACGAGGUGCAAAAAGAGCCUGGGGCGAACACCCCUGCACUACGCCUGUCGGAACGGAUGCCUGGAAGCCGUUCGGUGGCUGGUCGACCACGGAGCCAGCGUCGGCGUCCACGCCAAGCAGUCCGUGACGCCCUUCCAGCUAGCGGUCUGGCAAAACCGGUUCGAAAUAUGUCGGUUUCUGGUGGAAAGGGGGGGACACGAUGCUUCGAAAGAUUUCAACGAUUUCGGAUGCGGUGCCGUUCACUGGCUCGGAAUCGCUCCGGUGGCCCGUGCCAAUSCCGUCGAGGACGAAGACAGCGAGAACGCCAGCGACGAUUCGGCCGAAAGCGACGAAGGACGAAACCUGAUCCCCCUCGCAAAGUGGCUGUCCACGCUGCCGGGAAUCGACUUUGGAGCACGGCAGCGCCAAAACCACACCGCACUGCACAAGGCGUCCUGGGGCGGUCACCUGGCAUUGGUGAGAUACCUCCACGAAGAGCACGAUAUGUGGGACGAUGUUGCCGAUUUCGCGGGAAACUAUGCGGCGUCCCUCGCCGACAUGGCAAACACUCCGAAACACAAUCGAAUCGCGAAGUAUCUGAGGCAUCACUGCAGCCGGAAACGAGCCGAGAGCCUUGCGGUUCUGGGUUUGCUAGAUGCAGGGGGGAAUAACGGGUCAAAAACCUUUGGAAAGGGAGAAAUCCGAAGAGCGUACUUGGCGAAAGCUCGGCAGUUGCAUCCCGAUCGGCUACUGCGAGCAACAAAUAAUGAUCAAACUAUAGCAGACGAGAACAAGGACGACUGUAACGCCAAUGUUGGAGUGGUUCGGGGAGAAGUUGAUGCAGGGGAAACAUCACAAAAAACAAACGAUCAUCCCGGGGGGGAGAGCAUGAAUUCUGGAACCAGUAUCACCUUUGAUGAAUUACGAAAGGCAUACAUUCAUUUGAUCGAAGAAGACGGCAUUGGAGAUCAAUCCAACCCAGCCCAUUCGUUGAAUCUUAUGCUCCAAUACGUGAACAACAGUUAUAACAACAACAAAGAUAGUAACAAUGACACCAAAGUGAAUCAGAUAGGCAAUGACGAUGGGGUCGAAGAACAAGAAGAAGACGAUUCGUUCUUUAAGGCUCGCUUGGUGGCAGUCUUGUUAGAAUACGGAGACAAAGGAAUCGAUUUGAGCAAUGUCAAGAAAAAAUGGAAGCAGGUGUGGCCGAAGGUCCCGUUCCCAUCACAGCACCAGGAGCGGCAGGAACAGCAACAAGCGAGAAAAAUCCCCAUGGCCGAAUUCCUGAUGCAGCGUGCCGGCGACGUGAUCCGAUUCGAACGCCACGGGGAUCGCAAUCGCCGCGUGUUGGUAUUACUCCGAGACAAGAACUCUUGCAAGGAAACCGUCUUGCAGUCCGGUAGUACUUCUGUUGCCGCAGCCACGGGGGUGGCGGCAACGGAAACAGAUACGACAGAGGUCUCAACGAAGCAGUGAAAGAAGUAAAAUCAGCACCAUAGA
This is a messenger RNA of Pseudo-nitzschia multistriata, 2135 nucleotides long. NCBI's taxonomy places the organism in Eukaryota, Bacillariophyta, Bacillariophyceae, Bacillariales, Bacillariaceae. The record is from the annotation of a GenBank genome assembly.